Molecule: messenger RNA, 6367 nt
Organism: Betta splendens (Siamese fighting fish)
Lineage: Eukaryota; Metazoa; Chordata; Actinopteri; Anabantiformes; Osphronemidae
Gene: f8
Product: coagulation factor VIII, procoagulant component
Exons: 27
Coding region: 1203-5984 (1593 amino acids)
Molecular function (GO): oxidoreductase activity; copper ion binding
Source: RefSeq, a predicted model, not a curated record
UGACCUGCCUCGUGGAUUCUCCCUUGUUCUGACUGGAACGCGUAGCUUCAAAGCUCAUGCAUUGGUUACAAAUGUUGUUUUUCUUACUCAGUUGUGUCAUACUCUACCACGACUCUACAAUACUAUUUGUUAUACUAGUGGUCCUUUAGGUUGAAAUCUAGCACAGUUUUAUGAUCUUGUUUGGGGGAUAUAAAUAAUGUGCGUAAUGAAUGGUCGCAGCAAAACGUACAGUAGAACCACCUUUAAUAGAACAGAAAGCUGUUACAUUCUGAGUGGCUGCAUUUAUUAUUGAAUCUUAACAUUUCUUUGUGUUGAGUUGUAUUUCUGACCCGUUAUGUACAUGUUAUUAUUGUCUGUGUCACACUGUGCUUGGUCGUCUCUCUGCCCCACUGCUGUACAUGUGAGUGUCAUCCCUUUUUUUAAACGUGUUGUUUCUGCUUUUUUUAUUUAUAGCAGCUUAUAGCACAUUCUGACAGAGCAGCCAUGCACGUUGAUGAACGUGUUCACGUUAACAGACGCAUUCACCUGUGCCCUAAAACGCUGGGACCCUCCUCUCUACAGUAUGAGGCCUCUCCAUGAGGCCGGUGCUCAAUCAGACAGACCGCAGCCUCAGCUGUUCGCCACAAGGUGGCGCUGAAACACGAUGAACACAUUUCUUUUUAAGUUCAAGCAUAUUCACGAUCACAUUAAAGCGCGAUUAGGGUUUACAGACUAACGGUAGCUGUUACCAGAGGUGAGAUAAAAUGUGUUCCUCACCAAUAGAAUAUUUGGUUAAAAGUAAUCAGAUACUAAAUCCGUUCUUUUUUGUCACUUAUUUUCAGCUUUGUGUCUAAUUUACUUUUAUAUAUAAUUGUAUCUUUAUUUUUAUUACUGUUUUUGUACAAAACUAUUUACCUUUGAUAUUAAUAAAACAUAUCAGAUGCUCGUGGCAAGAUGGAUCCUGUAUAGUUUCUAACUUAUUUAAACGUUAUGAUUAACGUUUAACUAAUUUUCCUAUGAUGUCAUUCGAAUUUUCAUUAUUACAGUAUUUUCUUAUACAUCCGUCUGGUGUGUUCAGCAAAACUCCCCUCAGAACGAAGUGUCCCAUGGGCUGUUUCCCGUUACUUGCCUCCCCUCUCCAUCGUCCCACCCCCCUCUGUCUAUAAAUAUCCCAGCCCGCAGGAGGCGCCGCACAGUUUGAAGCCUUUGACCCGAGACGCGUUAUGCCGCAGGUGCGCGUGACGACUGCGACGCUCGUGCUGCUGCCUCCGCUGCCGCUGCUGCUGCUGCUGCUGCUCUCCUCCGUGGGAGAAGUUCACGCGGAGGCAGCCGUCAGACGCUUUUACGUGGCGGCCGUGGAAAUAGGAUGGGACUACGUUCACCUGAACGAAGCGGACCCGGCGUCAGAUCGGAGGGGGAAAUCUAACACUGCUCAAAAGUACAUCAAGGCGGUGUACAGGGAGUACACAGACGGCACAUACUCUGUUCCCAAACCCCGGCCGGCCUGGGCAGGUAUUCAGGGUCCGGUGAUCGUCGCCCGGGCUGGUGACAGGGUGGUGGUCCACUUUAAGAACCUGGCCUCUCAGCCGUACAGCAUCAGCCCUGUGGGGAUCACCUACUGGAAGCAGUCUGAAGGAGCCGGCUACGAUGACUCCACGGCCGGGCCUGAGAAGCAGGAUGAUGCCGUCGCACCUGGCGGGUACUAUGAGUACGUGUGGGACAUCAACCCCCACGACGGCCCCACGGUCAGCGACCCUGAAUGCCUCACCUACUCGUACUCGUCACAGGUGGACGCGGUCAGAGACGUGAACUCAGGACUCGUUGGGGCCCUGCUCAUCUGCAAAUCAAGCGCCCUCACAGAUGAAGGCCAGAGGAGAAAUACAGCCUUCGUCCUGCUGUUUGCAGUGUUCGACGAGACCAAGAGCUGGUACGGAGAAGCUGGAGAGCGGGUGAGCAGAGAGAAGUUCAGGAGAAGUCACGGCAGGAAGGAAUAUCACACCAUCAACGGAUACGUCAACUCCACUUUACCAGGCCUCACAUUGUGUCAAGGCUCGAACCCUGUGUUGUGGCAUGUGAUUGGAAUGGGCACCGCUCCAAAAAUCCACUCCAUUCGGUUCCAGGACCACACUCUGCAGGUGUUGACUCACCGCAAGGUCGCCAUAGAGGUGACCCCCAUGACCUUCAGCACCGCAGAAAUGAGACCCGCUGCUACAGGCCGCUUCCUCAUCAGCUGUCAGCUACAUUCUCACCGUCACGACGGCAUGAACGCAUUCUUCGCGGUGGAGAAGUGCCCCGAGCCCGUCGUGCUGCCGGGACCCGACCUGCGCAAAGUCAAGCACGACUCCUACAAGGACUACAGCGAGUACGAAGAUGACGAUGAUGAGGAUUUGUACAACACGGUGAACGUCCAGUCUAAAAAGCCCCAGCUGCAGGCGAGGGCCAGCCGAGGACAGCAGUUUAGGACCUGGAGGCACUUCAUCGCCGCCGAGGAGGUCACCUGGGACUACGCUCCUCACCUCCAGCCCACAGACAGCAAGCUGCAGUCUCGCUAUUUAGCGGCAGCUCCACAUCACCUGGAUUACACGUACAAGAAGGUGGCGUACGUGGAAUACACGGACGGAUCGUUCACCCAGAGGAAGAACCCGGACAGGGCGCUGUUCGGGCCCGUCCUGAAGGGAAAGGUCAACGAUGAAUUCCACAUCAUUUUCAGGAACCUCGCCAGCCGCCCCUACAACAUCUACCCCACCGGCCUUACCAAGGUCCUCCCGCUGCAGACCGCCGCAAACCAGACGGACCUGCGCUCCGCGGCCGUGCCGCCCAACGGCACCCUGGGCUACGUCUGGAAGCUGACGGCGGACGACGGGCCCCUGAGGGGAGACCACCAGUGUCUGAGCCAGCUGUACCAGAGCACCGUCGCGCCAGAGAGAGACCUGGCCUCCGGGCUGGUGGGAACCCUGCUCAUCUGCAAGUUUGACGCCAUUGACACCAGAGGACGCCUGCUGGGACCUGAUAAAGAGUGGAGCCUGGCCUUCGCUGUGUUCGAUGAGAACCGGAGCUGGUAUUUCAAUGAGAACAUGCAGCGGUCCAGCCAAAGGCCCGUCAACACCACAGACCCUGCACUGUACAAGUCCAACGUCAUUUACAGUAUAAACGGCAUCAUGUUCAGCGGACGUCGGUUCGCCAUGUGUCAGAAUGACGUCAUCUUCUGGCACGUGGCCAACGUGGGCACGGAGAGCAGCUUCCUGUCGGUCUACUUCCCGGGAAACCCCUAUCAGUACCAGGGCCUCUACCACUCGGUCCUCACGCUCUUCCCCAUGACGGGCAUAACCGUUCCCAUGGAGACAGAGCUGCUGGGUGAGUGGGAGAUAAGUGCCUUUGACGGCAGCCUCAGGAGCCGGGGCAUGAGCAUCCAGUACAGCGUCCGUGUUUGUGACACUGGAGACCAGCUAGUUGACCGCGAUGACGGGCUCGAAGAUGAUAUCUCUGACUACAUUGACCAGAUAAACCUGGGGCCGAGAGGGUUCAGACCUCAAGAUCGCGCUGUUUUGGCUCAGCUGUGCAAGAGACUUAAUAACAGCAGCAGUCGGUCAUUGAAUGCUUCUAGCCAAAGGGAAGAAUGGGGCAGAAGUGAAGGAGGAGGCGCAAACUCCAGCAGGGGGUCGGAGGGAGAGAUCCCUAAGGACGUCCUGCAGGAGGUGGAUAGGGAUGGGACUGAAGCUGGAGACACGGCAGGUGGCAGAGGCAGGAGGCAGGCAGAGAGCCCACAGAAGGAGACCAGGGACGAGCUAGAGGAGAGCAACGCCAUCACCCUGAAUACCAGGAAGUCCUCAACGGUAGAACCCGCUUAUUCUAAAGAAAUGGAUGACAUCUUAUCAGAGAACCACAUUGAGCUGGAACGCCUCACCGCAGCCAAGCUGGAGGACGCCAACGCCACGGGUCUCAGUCUAGAGCUCGAUCUGGACUAUGACGACUACAGCCCAGAGGCGAACGACACGUCAGACAUGUUGGACAAAAAAGACCUGAACCCACGAUCUGGAGGGACCAUAUUUAACACUUAUUACAUCGCGGCAGAGGAGAUCACCUGGGACUAUGGCAUCAGAAAGCCGCAUCAGCUCAUCAAACCCAGGGAGAUGCGUCGAGGGAUGAGGAAGUUCCUGCCCGAGUACAAGAAGGUGGUGUUCCGCGCCUACACGAAUAUAGACUUUAAGCAUCCUGCGGACAGAGUGGAGACUGAUGAACACUUGGGGAUCCUGGGACCUUUCAUCAGAGCUGAGAUUAACGACCUCCUCACCGUGGUCUUUAAGAACAAGGCAUCCAGACCGUACUCCUUCCACCUCCACGGAAUCUACGACCGCAGCCAAGCGGCCGGUUUCACCCAAACCCAAACCCCCUUGGCUCCACCUGGGCCACCAGGAGAACCCGUACCCCCCGGAGAGGCGCGGACCUAUAACUGGAAAAUAAAUAAGAUACAAGGACCAACUGACAGUGAAUUUGACUGCAAGACCGGGGCGUACUACUCUACUGUGGACCAGGAGAGAGACCUCCACUCGGGCCUCAUCGGCCCUCUGGUGAUCUGCAAGCAGGGGAUCCUCCACACGCAGAACUCGCAGCUGAAUGUGCAGGAGUUCUCCCUGCUCUUCCACACGUUUGACGAAACCAAAAGCUGGUACCUGGAGGAGAACCUGCAGCGGCACUGUGCCCCGCCCUGCCAGGUCAACACCGAGGACCCCUGGUACCACGACAGCAACACCUUCGCAGCGAUCAACGGUUACGUGGCGGAGACGCUUCCUGGUUUACUGGCCGCCAGGCACCAGCCGGUCAGGUGGCACCUGCUGAACGUCGGGAGCAGCGAGGAGUACCAUGUGGUGCACUUCCACGGCCUGCCCUUCACCAUGCAAGCCGGACAGGAGCACCGCAUGGGGGUUUACGGCCUGUUCCCCGGUGUGUUCGGCACAGUGGAGAUGAAACCCCCCACGGUGGGCACGUGGCUGGUGGAGUGCACCAUCGGCGACCACCAGCUCGCCGGCAUGAGGGCUAGACUGCUGGUUUACAAUCCACAAUGUGUUUUGCCUCUGGGCAUGAAAUCAGGGAGGAUCGAGGAUUCCCAGAUCACGGCUUCAGAACACAUAGGCAGCUGGGAGCCCAGGCUGGCGAGGCUGGACCUGUCUGGUUACAUCAACGCCUGGAUGGGCAAAAAGAGGGUCUCAUGGUUGCAGGUUGACCUGCUGCAGCCCACGCUGCUGCACCGGGUGCAGACGCAGGGCGUCCGAUCCAAGCUGAGGGACAACUACGUCACAUACUUCUCUGUGUCCUACAGUCUGGACCAGGAGACCUGGACCACGUACAGAGGAAACAGCACCAAUCAGAUCGAGGGCUUUGUAGGCAACAUCGACAGCUCCACAGUGAAUGAGAACGCCUUCAUUCCGCCGUUCGUGGCUCGCUACGUCAGGAUCCACCCUCUGAAGGCCGAGCUGAACGCCGCCAUGCGAGUGGAGCUGCUGGGCUGCGAUCUCAACAGCUGCUCGCUCCCCCUCGGCCUCCAGAAGAAACAGAUCCCAGACAGCGGCCUCAACGCCUCGUCCUUCCACUCGUCCCUGCUGCGGAGCUGGAGGCCGAGCCUCGGCCGCCUCCACCAGGAGGGCAGCGCCAACGCCUGGAGGCCACAGAACAACAACCCCCACGAGUGGCUGCAGGUGGACCUGGGGAGGGUCAUGCGCAUCACGGGGGUCAUAACCCAGGGAGCCAAAUCGUUGGGGAUCCAGAUGAUGGUGACAGAGUUCUCGGUUACUGUGAGUCACGAUGGCCGCUCGUGGAGCAGCGCGUUAGAGGAGAGCUCCCUCAGAGAGAAGAUCUUCACAGGAAACAAUCAACCAGAUGAGGAGGCUCUUACCACCUUUGAUCCUCCUCUGUUCGGCCGAUUCCUGCGCAUCCACCCGAGGGGUUGGGUCAACGGCAUCGCCCUGCGCCUGGAGGUGCUCGGCUGCAACACGCAGCAACCGCUCUGAAGCACAAGAUGGCUGCCAGGCCCCGGAUGAGACCGCGUGAUGUCAUGUGAUGUCAUGGCAUUCACUUCCAGAGUAUGAACUUAUCUGUUCUGUAGCUACAACUUUGUUUACAUAACCUUCCCUUUUUUUCUGUGUGGAGGCUUUUAUUACUGCUAUGUCAUAAUGGAACUUUCCUUAUUUUACUUUACUUCCCAUGUAACUUUAAAGUUCCACUGUUGUGUCACCAGCAUAGCAAACUAAAUGGAUGUAAGCUUGUGUACUGUAAAUAUUUAAGACUCUGAAGGAUCUAAACAGUUUGACUGUUCAUUGUGCAUCACUGGAAAACGUUUUGGUUUUUUUGUUAAUAUUUUAUUAGAAUUAAUAAAAUAAAGACUGUUAAUGUG